Penicillium atrosanguineum is the source of this 882-nucleotide messenger RNA. RefSeq lists its product as uncharacterized. The record is from RefSeq and is a predicted model, not a curated record. NCBI's taxonomy places the organism in Eukaryota, Fungi, Ascomycota, Eurotiomycetes, Eurotiales, Aspergillaceae. The transcript has 2 exons. Bases 1 to 882 code for a protein of 293 amino acids.
AUGAUCUUCAUGCAUCACGGGCCCAAUAUGAGUUCCUCAUCAGUUGUGUACGAAAGUGACACGGCAACCGAAGAGCGACCGUCACAACCCACUCGAACAAGAAUCCAAGCGACUUUCCAGAUCGCACACCCAGCACCAAAGUCGUCCCUCCGAUUUGCUCCAAAACUCCUGUUACAAAUCCAACAACUCGCGCAAAAUCACAGACCAGUCCCAGUCCUCGAAAUAUGGCAGCCGCCAUUUCGCAAAUCAAAAUUGACGCGUGACUUCCAUCAAAGAGUCAAAUUGAGGUCGGGUGAUAUUUACGCGACUCUAGAUGAGUCCUACAUGACCAAUUCGACUCGACGGCAGAAUACUUCCAAUACUAUUUCAGAUCCAGAGUCCGAAAAUAUCACCACUGCAAAAGACAUCAUUGCGGCAAUGUGUCACGACGACACAGCAUCAAAUAUACAUUUCCGCAAUGCGCGAUGUAGCUGGCAGGCCAGUGCAGGGACAACAGGACCCAACGCAUCACCACCGUGUUACAGAUUCACAAUCAAGGACGACGAAACAGACCCUGCGGAUCCAGGCAGGAUGAUUUUGCAAUGGGAGAAGCGGAGUAAAGAGAAUGCGCCGGCUGGUUCGGUGGAUGCGGAGCAAUUUUUGCUUCUGUUGAUUGAUCGGAAAGCAAAAAGGAAGAGUCGUAUUGCAACCAUGACGAAGAGUGAAGUUGAUAUUAUUGUUCGGAAAAGUUCUAUUUUGGAUGGGUUGCAGGUUUGUUAUGAUUUGAUGGGGCCUUUGGAUUCCACCGGGAGGGAUUCCAGUGAGGCUUUGGAGUGUUGGUUGUAUACGAUGACUCUUACGCUGGGCGUGUGGGUUGGGUAUCAAGAGGGGUGGCUUAAUUAG